Crotalus tigris (Tiger rattlesnake) is the source of this 4796-nucleotide messenger RNA. It is a transcript of the gene TBC1D2B, whose product is annotated as TBC1 domain family member 2B. The coding region runs from base 72 to 2921 and encodes 949 amino acids. The record is from RefSeq and is a predicted model, not a curated record. NCBI's taxonomy places the organism in Eukaryota, Metazoa, Chordata, Lepidosauria, Squamata, Viperidae. The transcript has 13 exons.
GGCGGCUCCUCCUCGCGGGUCUGAGCCGGAAGGGCUGGAGCGGGCGGGGCGAGGCGGCGGCGGCGGGCGCGAUGCCGGCGGAGGAGGAGGCGGCGGGCGGCCCGCGGCUGUGCGGGUAUCUGCAGAAGCUCUCCGGGAAGGGGCCGUUGCGGGCCUUCCGCAGCCGCUGGUUCGCCUUCGACGCGCGGCGCUGCGCGCUCUGCUACUACAAGGGCCCGCGGGAGGCGCAGCCGCUGGGCCGCCUGGAGCUCGCCCGGGCUGCCUUCCGCCUCCACGACCCGCCCGCGCCCGGCCCGGGCCCAGGACAGCAGCCGCAGCCGGCCGAGGAGGAGCGGCGCGCGGAGGAGAACGGCGCGCCCGGCACCGCCUUCGAGGUGCGCGGCCCCGGCGGCGACGUGGCCGUCCUGCGGGCUGCCACGCAUCAGGACAUGAUGUACUGGCUGCAGGAGCUCCAGCAGAAGAGGUGGGAGUAUUGCCACAGCCUUGACGCUGCCAAGCGAUACAGCCAGACGUCGCCCACCCCUGCCGGGUGCUCCAGGGGACUGGUGGCCAAGGACAGUCCUGAUUGCACGGUGUUGUCGGCAAAUGCUUCAGCGGAGAACGCCCGCAACAUCCUUGCCGUUGAGAUUGCACCCACGGAACUGGUGGGGGAGCAAGCCGCCUGCCUGCCUGCCCCGGGCCACCCCGGCCCCAUCAACUUCUCCUUGAGGCAGCUGGGCACCGAGAUCAGAAAUUCUGUGUCUUCCUUAAGAACCGGAAAAGGAAGUGGGGAAAACCGCAGGAGUGUUUUUUACACAGAAGAAUGGGAAAUGCUGGACCCCACCCCAAAAGAUCUGCAGGAAUCAGCGGCUCAGGAAGAAAAACAAAGGCUGGCAGCCGAGACCAGCAAAGGUGGGACCGGCUCAAGCUUCCCCUUUGACUUUGGCCGCCUCCCGCCCAAGGCCAGGCGUCCCCUGAAGGACAGCAUGGCUGCCAGCAAAAGCCGAGGCGGCCAGGAGGCCCCCCCUCGGGAGUGGAGCAGAGGCCAGCCGGCCGCAGAGAUGCAACUGAAGCUGCAGAGCCAGCAGGAGGACCUGGAGCAGCUGAAGACGGAGCUGGCCAGCCAGAAGGAACUGGUGCGGCUCCUGCAGCAGACGGUCCGGUCCUCCCAGUACGACCGGUACCUCACGGGGCCCCUCUGCGACGGGAGCGCCAAGGGCCACUUGGAGCUGCUUCACCAGAAAGACCGACAGAUUUGGGGCCUCAACCACCAGUUGGAAAAGCUGAAUCUGGACAAGGAGCACCUGCAGCAGGAGGUGGCCAGCCUGAAGUCCACGUUAGGGGAGCUGGGCGAGCAGCUGGACAUGCUGAUGGAGACCAUCCAGGCAAAGGACGAGGUGAUCAUGAAGCUCUCCAGGGAGCUGAGCGAAUGCGAGUCGUCCUGGCAAGGCAGAGCACCCCCUGCCGACGCCUCCCCCCCCCUCAGCAAGGAGCAGCAGGAGCUCAGCAAGCUGAAGGACAGCCUGCAGGGUUACAAAACCCAGAACAAAUUCCUAAAUAAGGAGAUCCUGGAACUUUCUGCUUUGCGAAGAAAUGCCGAGAACAGGGAGAAGGAGCUGAUGGCGAAGUACACCAGCCUGGAAGCCCAAAUGUGUCAGGUGGAGAGCAGGUACCUGGUGCUGCUGCAAGAGAGGAAGACGCCGGUGUGCUCGGAGGAGCCGAACCCCGACAGCAACCUGGUGGCCCAGCUGCUGGAAGAUGCCCUGAAGGUGGACAGCGGUGAGCUGCCCACACAGGCUUACUUCAAGCCCCACAUGGUCAGUGAGUAUGACGUGUAUGGGUUCCAGACAGUCCCGGAGGACGAGGAGGAGGAGGAGAGGCUGGUGGCGAAGGUGCGGGCUCUGGACCUGAAGUCCUUGUCCCUCACGGAGCACCAGGAGAUGUCCACGGGCGUGAAGUGGGAGAACUUCCUGGCUGCCACUGUGAACAGGGAGAUGGUCCGCUCAGUGGAGCUGAAGAGCCUCAUCCGGGGUGGGGUCCCCCACGAGCACCGUGGCCGGAUCUGGAAGUGGUGUGUCGGCCUCCACGUGAAGAGGUUCAAGGAGAGCAGCCCCCCCGGCUACUUCCAGAGCCUGCUGCAGAACGCGCUGAAGAAGCAGAACCCGGCCUCCAAGCAGAUCGAGCUGGACCUCCUGCGGACCCUGCCCAACAACAAGCAUUACUCCUCGCCCGCCUCCGAGGGCAUCCAGAAGCUGCGGAACGUCUUGCUGGCCUUUUCGUGGCGGAACCCAGACAUCGGCUAUUGCCAGGGGCUCAACAGACUGGCAGCCAUUGCUCUACUCUACCUGGAGCAGGAAGAUGCCUUCUGGUGCCUGGUGACCAUCGUGGAGGUCUUCAUGCCGCGGGACUAUUACACAAAAACACUGCUUGGCUCUCAGGUGGACCAGCGCGUGUUCAAGGACCUGAUGAACGAGAAGCUGCCCCGGCUGCACACACACUUUGAACAGCACCGGGUGGACUUCUCGCUCAUCACCUUCAACUGGUUCUUGAUCGUCUUUGUGGACAGUGUGGUCAGCGACGUCCUCUUCAAAAUAUGGGAUUCCUUUCUCUAUGAGGGACCAAAGGUGAUCUUUCGGUUUGCUCUGGCCCUCUUCAAGUACAAGGAGGAGGAGAUCUUAAAGCUGCUGGACUCGACGUCCAUCUUCAAGUACCUGCGGUCUUUCACUCGCACUGUCCUGGACGCCAGGAAGCUGACGGGCAUCGCCUUCAGGGACCUCAACCCCUUCCCCCUGCGCCAGAUCAGGAACCGGAGGGCCGUCCACCUGGAGAAGGUGCGCCUGGAGCUGCUGGAGCUGGAGGCCAUGCGCGAGGACUUCCUGCGCGAACGGGAGACCCACCCAGAGAAGAGGGAUCUGAUCAGCGAGGAUGAAGAAGACGGCUGAAGGGACCUCAGAGGACUCCUUGGGGGCGGGGGCUUUUCCACAAUGCAGAACCUCGUGGGGAUUUGAGGACAGCUUUACAAGUCCAGCGUUUCACAACUGAGUCAGAUCCUGCUCAGAUCGUCGUUAGUGUACCCAGCACUUUCAUUUCAGUUGCACAGCUGAGCUGUGAGUGUUUUCCUGAUUUUCAGAGCCUCUGAAAUCCUCCAGACACAAUACUGAAAGGCCCAUCGUUUUACGCCAAAUUCGUGGUCUUCAAAUCAUCCCAUUUUGGAGACAAAUUCCUUGUGGUCUUAAAAAAACGAACCAAGUUGCGGUAGCUUUUCUGGGGCUUCGAAGACGUUCUGCAGGUCCACCGCUUGGCUUUCCCACCUGGGGAAGCAGCAGCAGAGAACUGGAGACACCACCAGGGAUUCCUUUUGGGCCCGGCUCCCCGUCUCUGUUGGAAACAACAUGGCGACCAAGAAGGUGGUCCUUUCCCUGGCCUGAGGCGCUCAAAGGUGCCACAUUCCUCUGCAGGAUGGCCGGCCCCGUCCACAGCCAACAGCCCCGGCUGGACUUGGCCCCCGUCUCCCUGGUUCUCGCAUUGGGAGCCUGUGGUUCCACGGAGAGUAGAGGAGCCCGAGAGCAGGUGCCCGAAAGUUCCCGUUGGGGAGCUGGGGGACAGUUCAUCCCAGAAGAAUCCAGUCCUUCCAUUCAGGCUUCCUGCCUUCCUUGCAUGCAGCUUUUCUUCUUCAACAAUCCCUCCCCCCCUGCUCCUCCAGAGGCAUUUCUUGGGGAAGCAGUUCGGAGCCCCAGUGGCCAGGAGGAUUUGCCUGCUCACGACCAGAUCCAAGCCACUUUGGGGGCCAAGAAGGCACCCCACAGCCCAGAGUCAGUUUGGGAAAGACAGAAUCCAGGUCCAGUGUGGGCAUUUGAAUACCUCGCACUUGAAUCCCAGUCUAGUAGGCCAAUCCUGGGCUAUAAUAAGGUGGCAAAGGAGGAGGGUGAAUCCUCCCCGGUGGAGUUUUGGCUGACUUGUGGCUACCUGGAUUAAUGUUAAUGUGCUGGCCAGUCUGGUGGGUUUCCUCUGAAAGGGGGGCUACAAGGGGUACCCCAGGUUGUGUGAUGGAACCCAACGGGCUGGAUGUCUUCAUCCUCUAGAGGCUUUCCAGACUGCCAACACUGAAGAGAAAGUUGAGGAAAGGGAGACAGCAAUACACACACCCUAACACACCCCUUGGCAGCUUGAAGGUGGGUAGACUUCUACUCCCAGAAUUGCUCUGCUGGUUGGGGAAUUCAGGAUGCUGAUGUCCACCCAUCUUCAAGCUGCCAAAGUUGAGAAAGACUGAAUUUCCAAAUUUUCAGGUCUCAAUUCCUGCUAUGAGGUUUUCCUUUCUUUUUAUAAAGAAUCCCAAACUCUGCUAUGUACUAUAUAUAUAUACAACGUAUUUUAUGCAUGGUGUCAAUUCAAGCAGAAAGUAACCCCCCCUUCUACUUUUGCAGUUUGCACAAGCUUCACAGAGAUCCAGUCCAUUUUUCUGCCUUUCUUGCUGGAGCCCUAGAAUGACCCAUCCCCUUCCAAGAGGCCUCUUCCCUCUGGAGGAGGGGUCCGGUAUCCUGCGGAGGGUGACCAUCACAAGACUCACAGGAGUUGGAACUCCCGGCACAGAUUCCAGAAGAUUGGGGGGAGGGCAGGAGGUUCUCUUCUGUGUAGGGUGACUGCAGUCAGGGAUCCUGAGAGCUCUUUGGGGUUUAAAAUCCCUAAAUUCAUUUGCCAGAUGUUUGCAACCUCUUGAAAAUGGAUCAUUUAUUGUCUUUGAUUUUUAAAGGCUUUUGAUCUUCAUUCCUAUCUGGUUUUGUCUGACCAAUCCCAACAAAUAAAUGCACACGACCACC